Nannochloropsis gaditana CCMP526 is the source of this 1551-nucleotide messenger RNA. Its product is annotated as hect domain and rld 4. The annotation marks the transcript as partial. The transcript is spliced from 6 exons. The record is from RefSeq and is a predicted model, not a curated record.
AGGUCGUGGGCUUCCACCCUCACGCAAUGCGCCACCGGGAGGAAACCUUUUCGAUACUGUCCGCUAAGUUGUCUUCAUGUCCAUUGGGAACUAUGCUGGCUUCGUAAGGUAGAAACUUCGACGUUGAUACGGCGGGGUAUGGACGAGGAGGCGCCUUUGCGCUUUUACGGCUGUGGCAUCAACUCAUUUUUCCAGUUGGGGCCGCUGGUGAGUGAGUGCCCAUCCCAGAGCGCUGGCGCGGCCGCACAAGCAAGCGAUGACGGUAGUGGCGCAAUCAUACAAGGGCAAAACAUCCACUUCUCGUCUCAAGAGAAAAAAAGCGUCCUGCACCUGCCUCAGCCCCUAGCCCUGGAGCGUUACGUGGCCGAGGAGGACGGGCUCGUGCAAGACAUCGCAUGCGGGGCAACAUUUACAAUUGCCUUAACGUCGAGAGGAGUGCCUUACCAGUGGGGAACAGUAAAUGGACGGGCCUAUCCCGAGCCCUCGCGGGUCUCAUUAGGCGUGCCGCUGAGAUGUCUGCAAGUGAGCUGCGGGCGGAAGCAUGCGCUGGCGCUGAUGGAGGGGGGAUUCGUGACGAGUUGGGGCGUGGGGUACUUUGGGCAGCUCGGGCAAGGGGACAAUCUGUCCAGCGACAGGCCUCGGCUCAUCCACCAUCUGGACCCCCCCCGACUGGGAGGAGACCGCGUGGUGGCGGUGGCCUGCGGGGGCCAGCACUCGGCAGUGCACACGGCCGGGCAGUCCGUCUUCUGCUUCGGCUUCAAUCGCUACGGCCAGGUGGGACAAGGCCAGGCGUGCAACAAGAUCUCCACCCCGCGGCCCGUAAAUAUGAGUGGGAUAGGCUCCUCCCAGAUCCGUCAACUCGUGUGCGGGCGCCAUCACACCUCGGUCCUGACGGAUAAGGGCCAGGUCUUCAGCUGGGGCGCGUCCUCUUUUGGCCGUUUGGGUCUGCCCGACCCCAAGAAAAUCGUGGGCCUACCCACGGAGGUCCCCGCCUUCCGGUGCUGCCCGCUGGCGGCCCUGGCCUGCGGGGAUUUCCACGUGCUCGGCUUGGGCGUGGACGGGCGGGCCUACGCCUGGGGGUACGGCUCGGAGGGACAAGGGGGCCUAGGGGCGACCUUGCAUUUGCGGACCCCGCGUCCCGUGGAAGGCUUGGAGGGGAGCCGGAUCGCUCAGAUUGCCUGUGGCGCCUGGUGGUCGAUGGUGGUCACGGAAGCAGGUCGCCUUUACACGUGGGGCUAUGGCGACGGCGGCUGGCUCGGGCUCGAGCGUGCUUCCAAGCUCCCAUACGUGGAGCCGUGUCCCCCAGUCACCAAGUAUGGGGCCACCUGCUCCUUUGACAGCGAUUUCAACGCCUGUCUGCCGGCCGUGGUUUCAACGUUGUCGCACCUUCGCGUCGAAAAAGUGGUGGCGGGGGGGGGGCACACCAUCAUCAUGGCCAGGAGAAUCCAGAGAAGGUUGUGCAAGGAUUUGAUGGACAUGAAGUCGGGGAAGGGAGGGCGGGGGAGCAGGACCGCAGGGCAAGGGGAGGGGAAGACGUGCCGUACGCCCUGA